CGUCAACGUCGAAGGCGGCUUCUCCUCACUGUUGAUAACAACUGAUUCUCACUAUUUUGCAUUUUUAUUGUCCAAAUCAAAGUGCCGAAAACCAAACCCCGAAGCCCUCCCAUUGUUGUUGCUGAAUGCUUCCAUGGACUUCAGACCUCGCAACUACAGUGCCGAGCAUGAAUCUCACGCGCUCCCUCGCGCACGCGCCGAUGCUCAUCCUCUCUCUGCUUCACCUCCACCGCUCUCGCAGGUCAACAUUGUGGAUCAUGGGAACACUGGUUUCUUUGAUCCACUGAGAGGAACUGAUAAUCAUGCAAAUGCUACCUCCCUUGAUCCUGACAACUUGAGUGGUUCUGAUCAUCAACCAACAAAGGAGUGGACCUCUUUCAGGAGAUUACUAAUGCAGAGGUUUCCUGUCUCCAAAAUGGUUUCAAUUUCUUCAAUGCCCGAUGUUUUAUUGAGAAGUGGAAAAUCACACGAGAAAUCUUCAACAAGUAUGCACUUGGAGGAACUGGAUGAUCCACAAAAAUUCACAGAUGAGGGUGUCAAGGUUAUUACUUGGCAGGAAUAUGUUUCUCGGCUACAAGAGCUCAAGGAUGAAAUUACCCGUUCUUGGCUUGCGGACGAUCGUGUAACAUCCUUAAAGUUAUCUAUAAAGGUUGCUAAGCUUCUGACGGAUACAUCAGUAUUUGAGUUUUAUCCUACGCUUUUUGUCCUUGUCACAGAUAUCAUGGACAUGAUCGGGGACCUGGUUUGGCGACGCAUAAAGCGGAAAGCUGAGUUUACUGAAGAAGGAGCUUUACUCUGCAACUUAGCAGAAAACUUUGAAGCAAGCGACAUUUGUGCUGAUGCCAAAGAAACUUGCAAUAACUGGUUCAGCAAAAUUGGUGCUGUGCAAGAGCUUCUUCCACGCAUUUACUUGGAGCUGGCAAUAUUGCCUUGCUGGCGUUUUCUGGUUGACCAACCUGGAGACAGUCUCCGACGCUUGGUAAUGAUGACAAGAGGAUUAGGAGAUCCAGUGGCAUCUGCAUAUUGCCGACUAUAUAUGGCUCACUGUGCUCAGAAGCUGACUUCACAUGAUAUAGGUUAUCUUGUUACAUCUGUUAAUGACAUCAGAGUUAUUUUGAUGCAAAUCUUAUCAGCCAAUGAAAGAACCCGUGGAAAUGUAAAACCCAACAUAAAAUUGCAAGUCAGUCUGAUGGAGCCAACCAUUGAGUAUAUUAUGAAGUGCAUAUUUAAUGGGUUGUCUCAGAGACAAGUCAGUGAAGUUCUAUCAGAGCUUGGAUUGAUGAAGAAUCAACAGGAUUUUGGGAGUGUUUCGUGUGUUUCAGUCGUUCUUCAUCAUUUACUGAAGGAACUCCCUAUUGAAGUAGUUAGUUCUAACGUUGUGCAGAUCCUUCAUCUCAUUGAAUUUAGCAAGGAUAAUUCCUUUGAUCAGCACAUGAAUUACAGAUUGCUUGGAUUCAGGCUGUAUGAGAGGAAAUCCCCAGUUGAUGUUGUCAAUGCUGUGUUAGAUAAAGUUAUUCAGGUUAUUGCUCUGUAUGAUAGCCUUGAUGAAUACCUGAAGGUUAUAGAUGCUUAUGCUGAUCUUAUUCUUCAGAAUGAGAUGGAUAACCUUUUAAACACCAUUUUGGAAGGCAUUUCAGAGCGCGCUUUGAAUGGAGGAGUUACAGAAGAUGAAAUGCCAAGCUUGGAAUCUCUCUUGGUGAAGCUUCUGUCUCAUUUUAAGCAUCUGGAAGAUGUGUUAUCUCUGAGUCACUUUCCGGAAAUCUUAGAUGUAAUGUAUGGGAAAUCACAGAAGGUUGUCUUUUUGCACAUUCUUAAUAUGGCGACAAGGAAUGGUCAAGUUAGCGAUCCGACGAGUAUACAGUUGCUUUUUGAAAUUUCUCGGAUUUUGCAUGACAAUAUGGAAUUUAUGAAUGUGAAAGAUGAUGAUUGUCAAGUGGCACAUUCAAUAUCUCACUUUGUGGACAUGGUAGAAUAUGGAGCAGAGAUGGAUCGCUAUUUAGCAUUUCUGGUUGAUUGCCGCGGAGCUUUUGGUAAAUUAAAUGAGCUUAAGGAAACAGUUGUUCACUCCAGCAAUUCUUUAGCAAUUCAAGCUUUGAAAUGUGCUAAUACACAUCUGAGUUUUGUCAAAUCCUGCAUCACAUUUAGCGAAGUGACAAUACCUUCUAUUUCUGCUCAGAGACAAUUUGAUCUUUUUCUAGAGACUGCAGAGGUUGCAUUCUUAGGGGGCUUGGUUUCUCAUUCUGAUGGAUUGAUUGAUUCAGCAAUCGGCUGUUUGCAUACCUUAGACAUAAUGGAUGGCUUUCAAACUCCUGCUGAUGUUGAAGGACUAAUUUCAUCCAUUAGAAAGCUAUGUGGCUUCUUAAUUGUGGUUCCAGGUAAUAUUAAUCUACCAGUGACCUAUUUCCCAAAUAACUUAUUUACAUUGACCUGCUCCCAAUCAUGGUUUGAACCGAAAAUGAGGACAAAGAUUUUUUCUGCUAUCAUAUUAUUAUUAACAACUUUAUCACAAAAGACUCUGCCAUAUCAUGCAAAUACACAGAUUCCAGGCAAUGACAUGUUAUACUAUGAGGAUUCAUCUUACAAGCAAGAACUUGUUUCUUUGUCCAAGCUUGUUCUGGAGAACCUGCUUAGUGCCGUUCAACAAGAACCUUCCCAGGCUGCUCGAGGAAUUAUGGCACUUGAAGCAUGCAACUGCAUAGCAUCAUCUUUCAUGGUAAGCAAUGAAUUAUCAUCUAUUUGCCUUACACUGAUUGAAACUGCUAAGUCAUGUUUGAGUGCCCAAGACAGAUACCUCCAGUCAACCAUUCAACUUGUAAACAAGCAAUCGCCAAAUUUUGAAGGGUUUAUGUUGUUUACAUCUGCCUGAUUUGUGUUCGUCUAGGUUGAUAGGUCACUUGUGACAUAUAUUGUAACCUUAUCUUUCCUUUCUUUUCUUUUUUCCUUUUUAAGGAGGGUUUUUUCUUUGUUUUAAGUUUAUUAUUUAUCUAAAAAUAGUUUAUUUAUUUUUUGUGUUUUGAUUCGAUUUUGUUCCUAAAUUUUAUGUUCAAUUUAGGCUCAAUGUCAGUUGCUUUAUUACAGUCAAAGCAACAUGGUAGUGUGGUACUGUGUGGAUAAAACCUCAAUUUGUGGCACAAAUUAUAUAAG
Molecule: messenger RNA, 3144 nt
Organism: Gastrolobium bilobum
Lineage: Eukaryota; Viridiplantae; Streptophyta; Magnoliopsida; Fabales; Fabaceae
Exons: 23
Coding region: 134-2866 (910 amino acids)
Biological process (GO): endocytic recycling
Cellular component (GO): endosome
Source: RefSeq, a predicted model, not a curated record